UAAUUAUUUUAUUUAUUUUAAUCUACUAAUGAUUAUAUUUAGUUCAGUAAUGCUGACAUAACAGGCUCAUAUAUACGGCUAACAGUCAUUUUGCUAACGACGUUGCCUUAAACCAAUUGGACUUAGCAUAAGCACACGUUAGCAGCCAGUCAUUGUCAGCCAUACACACGCCUUACCUCUUUGCUGACAACCGGCUGGAGUUUUCCUUUUAUUUGCUCCCAAUUAACUUGCUGCAAGUUGGCAUGUUGCCCGAUAAUAAGAACCGGGCGAGUCUGUGGGUCAGAGUCGCCGGCUAACGCCUUGUACUCCAAAGCCACAUUCGCCAUUUUUGUCAUUCGGUGCUAGCUAGUUGGCUAGCUAACGAGUAGAAAGCCAAAAGCAGUGCCGGCGACGGAAGCCGAGAAGACUCCUGCAAUGACACCGACAUGUCCUUGAACGCAACGUUACCAAUGUGGAUGUGGCAGUGUGCAAGGCAUGCUUUAAACCUUGCAAUCCAACCUACCUCAGUGUUCACCGCGUCAGCGAGUAAGGCAGCCCAGUGGGUGGGCGUGUAGCCUCUGUAAUCCAACAUGAAGUCCAAAGGGUCUGCCUUGUGUGCGGCCUGCAGCAGAGUGUGCAGUAGCUGUGUGUGGCCACGGGAUGCGGCGAGGUGCAACGCCGUCCUUCCCCGAGAGUCUCGACACAGAGCAGAGGCGCCGUGCUCCAACAAAGCUGAGCAGGCUGAAAGCCAACCCCCAAAUUCCCAGGGAUCCUUCAGCCUGCUCUGAUGAAGGAACAGCAGGAUGGAGACCUCGUCCAAGAAACCUGAUGUCAGAAUGUUGUGACAUUUAAACGGAGAGAAAAAAAAAACAGAUAAAGGAAGAGUCAUAUAAUGGCGGCAUCAUCAGUCGGUCAGGGAACAGUGGACUUUGGCAAUAGCAAUGAGGCAGAUAUGAAGGAACGAAAGCAGGAAUGGGCUGAACUCAAGGACUCCCCUCAGGACAGUGGGGACAUUCAGACAAACCAGUACAGCUCCAUCUCGCCUCCCUCUUCACCAGUGGGCCUCGAGGAGCCCUUCUCCACUUACUUUGAAGAGAAGGUGCACAUUCCUGAAAAUGCCAAUCAGGUGUUCAGUUUUCGUAAACUUUGGGCUUUCACUGGGCCUGGGUUCUUGAUGAGCAUCGCUUACUUGGAUCCAGGGAACAUUGAAUCUGACCUGCAGUCUGGGGCUAAAGCUGGAUUUAAGCUCCUAUGGGUGCUUUUGGGAGCCACAGUCAUCGGGCUGCUUUUGCAGAGGUUGGCCGCACGUCUGGGUGUCGUCACGGGGAUGCACCUGGCUGAAGUCUGCAACCGGCAGUAUCCCACCGUCCCCAGAAUCAUCCUGUGGCUGAUGGUGGAGUUGGCCAUUAUCGGUUCAGAUAUGCAGGAGGUGAUUGGCUGUGCAAUAGCGCUCAAUCUCCUCUCUGUGGGAAGGAUUCCCUUAUGGGCAGGAGUCCUUAUUACCAUCACAGAUACGUUUGUUUUCCUCUUUUUGGACAAAUAUGGUCUGAGGAAACUCGAAGCUUUCUUUGGCUUUCUCAUCACCGUAAUGGCGAUAAGUUUCGGUUACGAGUACGUGCUCGUGAAACCGGACCAGGGUGAGGUGCUGAAGGGUAUGUUUGUUCCCUACUGUGCCGGAUGCGGGCCUGUGCAGCUGGAGCAGGCUGUUGGUAUCGUAGGCGCCGUCAUCAUGCCGCACAACAUCUACCUGCACUCGGCUCUAGUCAAAUCUCGAGAGGUGGACCGUCGAAAUCAGAAGGAAGUCAAAGAAGCCAACAAGUAUUUCUUCAUCGAGUCAUCCAUCGCGCUCUUCGUCUCGUUCCUCAUCAAUGUGUUUGUUGUCGCCGUCUUUGCUCAGGCCUUCUACAAUAAAACCAACAUGGACGUGAACGUCGAGUGCAAUGCAACCAGCAUUCCUCACAAAGAUCUUUUUCCUUUAAACAACGAGACCCUGGAGGUUGAUAUCUAUAAAGGGGGCGUGGUUCUCGGCUGUUUCUUUGGCCCAGCUGCACUCUACAUCUGGGCCAUCGGGAUCCUUGCAGCAGGCCAGAGCUCCACCAUGACUGGCACCUACUCUGGCCAGUUCGUCAUGGAGGGUUUCUUGAACCUGCGCUGGUCUCGGUUCGCGCGAGUGCUGCUGACCCGCUCCAUUGCCAUCACGCCGACGCUGCUGGUGGCCAUUUUUCAGGACGUGCAGCAUCUGACGGGGAUGAAUGACUUCCUCAAUGUGCUGCAGAGCAUGCAGCUUCCGUUUGCUUUGAUCCCAAUCUUGACCUUCACCAGUCUGACGUCCAUCAUGAAUGACUUUGCAAAUGGCUUGGCAUGGAAGAUCUGUGGUGGUGUCCUGGUAUUACUGGUCUGUGCCAUCAACAUGUACUUUGUGGUGGUUUACGUGGCGACGCUAAACAGCGUGCCACUCUACUUGCUGGCGGCUCUUCUCUGCAUAGCCUAUCUGUGCUUUGUAGGCUACCUGGUGUGGCAUUGUUUGGUGGCCCUGGGGGUCUCUUGCCUGGACUUUGGCAGCAGGAUGGGAUUGGUGCGGCACACGGAUAUUUACUUACUGACUGACAUGAACGCGGACGGUUGGAGCGAGAGAUAGUAGGCGCUCGCAUUGUGAGGGGAGACAACACGCCCGAAAAUGCUGAUAGAGACCACAAGAGAAUGGCCAGUAUGUUUGCUUAUUCACCUUUCAGUGCCUUCCGCUUCCAAGUGUCCUUAAAAGUGCCCUCGAUGCUCUUGGUUUUAAAACAAAUGCCUCCGCCAGCCUUAGACAGCCUUCUUUUCACAGAAUCAUGUUGAUGCAAAAAAAUAAAUAAAUAUAUAUAUAUAUAUAUAUAUCAUAUAUAUAUCAUAUAUAUAUCAUAUAUAUAUAUAUCAUAUAUAUAUAUAUACAUCAUUUAUAUAUAUAUAAAUGCAACCCAAGACAAUAACAUGGAGUAGUGUAUGAUACUGUGACGCACAUACAAAAAGAAU
This is a messenger RNA of Doryrhamphus excisus (bluestripe pipefish), 2991 nucleotides long. NCBI's taxonomy places the organism in Eukaryota, Metazoa, Chordata, Actinopteri, Syngnathiformes, Syngnathidae. The record is from RefSeq and is a predicted model, not a curated record.